Amoebophrya sp. A25 is the source of this 5087-nucleotide messenger RNA. The record is from the annotation of a GenBank genome assembly. Lineage: Eukaryota; Dinophyceae; Syndiniales; Amoebophryaceae.
GUUAAACAAGAACGUACAUUGUAUUACAAGAAGUACUCCUUGUAUUCAAAUUACAAGAACAUUGCUGUUUCUUUUUUGGGUAGUAGCUAGUACUCGACCACCUUCAUAGUCGGGAUGACGUAAGUCGUUCACUCGUCAAUCAAAUGAAGGGACGAAAAAUGAGGCGAAAGUCGUCUUCAUCUAAGAAGGUCAUUUGCUGGAGCUUUGCUGGAGCUCUGGUUCCCCAUCUCAGCGGAACUACAACUGCGGUCUCCGCGUUAGCAGUUCAGCGUCAUGGCUUGAUUUCUCGUGCCGACGCAAUCGAAUCACCACUAGGGAGCGACGACCCGACGAGGAACGAGCUGAAGCAGAACCGACCUUGGAGUGCACCAAAUGCCUUAUCAGAGGACUACUAUCGUUAAGGCUCCUCAGACUGAGAAUCAAUGUUCUUGACCUUAAGGGCUUAGGGUCACUGAGACAUUCAAGAAGAGCGAGGAAUCUUAUAACCUUAUCCUUGAACAACUUCAGAGAUGAAACGAAAAGAACUAAAGGAACACGACAAGGCGAUAGUCGCCUGUCGGUCAUGUGGAGGUCCUCGUGGCCCUUUCAAAUCUCAUAACCAAAUCAAGUCCGCCGCCCUCUAAUGCCGAAGAAAGUACUUGCCACCUGAGCAUACACUGCGGGUCUGCAAUGCUUAUCCCUAUACGAAACCGAUGAACCUCUACCUUAACGACGUGGAUCUGUUUGGCGGACUCGAAUACAAGGACUGUUUAUGUGAUCGAAAGCUGGAAAUAUCCGAGUUAUACUGAAUGAAAUAUACGAAGCGCAGCUCCUUUUGAAGGCUACGAUUGCUUCCCGUCGGAUGUUGUAGGUUGAUUGUAAAAGCACAAGCAAAAAUUUCAAUUCCUGUAAUUAUAGGAAAAAUAGUUCGUCUUUCUAACGGCAGUCGAUUUCGUAGAUCUCAAGCUGCUCCCUGGGGACAACAUUCGAUUUAAAACCGAAGUUGAUCAUCACGAACGGGGUGCUGGCAUUUUCGAGAUCGCAGAUAUCCCCGAUGACGAAGCCACGACCUUGCUGUUAGUGGUUACGAGACAUGGACGGUCGAGCAACGCCGUGGCAUUCCAGAGCCAUGUCUUCAAGGCAAGCAAAGAUGCACAGGUAUCUACUACCUUGACUGUUUAUUUCUUCUGCUGUUUAGAAUAAUGGUAAUGGGAACGAAACAAGUAGAAAAGAGGAUUAGUGAAGUGUCUUGAAGUGAGUGUAAGGUCUGACGUACUUCAUCUAGAGACCACUAUUUUGAAUUUAAGUCACAACUUUCUUUAGUUGGUACUAUUUAGUAGUACUAAAAGUGAGUGAUCUGAUGAUUUCCGCAAGACCCUAAGAGAUCUGAAUCUCUCUCGUAGUAAUCUAAGUGUCUAGGUAGAGGUACAUUCAUCAUCUCGAAUCCCCAUGACGCAGGUUGCAGUGCUAGACACUUUUCAGGGUCUUUCUCCGUCUGGGGAAGCAGGGCGUGUGGAGAUCAUGCACGAAGGCGCAUCUAAGACACCGCAUGGGCGACCAGAAACGCUUCCUUUUGGGCGCGUGAACCGAAUCAAUGCAGGGGUUUAUUAUGUGAUGUUGUAAAAGACACUUUGGACUAAAUAAUGGUGGAAAGUCAAUAUUUAUAAGUUGUACUGAUCGAUCAUGCUAUCGGAAAUGUGUAUACACACAGUUGUUUCUUGUCAUUCUAUUAAUAUGGAAGUCUUGCAUUUUCACGGGAGAUUGUUUAGUGUUGUCUAGCCAGCUUGAUUGGCCGUCUAGUUGUAUCCCAUCUGUCUUGUGAAUAGAGGCAAACUCCGAGCAUUAUAUGUAUACAGUUAUUUGUACGACCAAAUGACCUGCCCUAUGUAUCGUUUUUUUUCGCUAAAACAUUGAUCUGAUAUUGGACGAUCGGCUCAUGGGAACAGCGGAUAACGCUGUCCGGGAGUUCAUUGCGUUGCCUGGACACGAUUACGUUGUGCUCCGCGUUGGCAUCGAAGACGAACCUGAAGCCAAUGAUGGGCCACAAGAGGGAGUUUUUAUGUUCACAAUUCUGUAAUGAUGAUACGAAAUAUUUCCACACUAAGCUUGUCAAAUUGAUACAGGAGCAAGGUGCGACUGGCAGCGGCGGGCGGAGCUGCUGGAAUUGGCGGCGCUGCUGCAUUUGACAGCGGUGCCGCGGCGUCGUAGAACCGUCGGAGGGGCAUGGCCGCAGAUGUUUCCGAAGGGUGCGCGGCUGGUGAAUGCAUGCGGCGGGCGACCGCACAGAAGGACAGAGAGCACGCGACGCCGUCGCCACAUGGACCGCGCAGGCCUUCGCGUGUUCUCGUGAUGUGGCGAGCACGUAGGCGACUGACCCGGGCCGCCUGCGUGUGCGUUGUGCGCUCGGUGGGGUACGAAGAUGGCGCCGAGGGGCACGGAGAAAGGGGCGCUGACUCCACACCUGGCCGACUUGGUACCAGGCGGCGUGGAGGCAGCUACGACCAGGGCAGGCGCAGCCGUACUAUCGAAAGCUGCGUGAAGUUUGCGCACUGCGUGGCGUCAGAGCGAGCCUCAGAAUGGAGAAGCCCACCAUCGGCCUGAUGUGAGUCAACUGCUGGGCAAGAGGGAUUGGAAGCCUCUUUUGUGCUAUUUGCUAGCUGGGGCGUCUUCGCACAGCUAUAGCGUCCGGAUCACAAGUCCGACGACAUUUCCACUUUCGUCGAUUGGCGCCGGUGGCUUGCGAUUGCCGUCCUCCCACGGGUUGCGACUUGGUUCUCUUCUUUUACGCGCUCUGCUUUCUCGCUUCGGAGUGCCUGCUCCACUGUAAUUUUUGGGGACGCAAACGCGCUCUGACCAGACAGCCGCAAUUCGUCACCAACCGCGUCGCCUUCUGUCGGCGUCAGUGCUAUGGUCUACCCUUUCUGUCGCUAGCUCCGGCUUACAUCGGAUCAACAGCAGACGCGGCGGGGACUGUAUUAGUCACCUGGCCGCAGUUUCGCGAUUUUGUCGAACUGCGCGAAACUCGUUGACUCAGGGGCCUCCCUCUUCUAUCCGGCGAGAUUUUGGCAAAGGCCGGGGGUGUCCCACAUGGCUGCAAACCGCUCCAGAACGAAGCUGGGGCCCUGGCGCAGGUUCUGACUAUUGACAACCCGGAGGCAGUAAGCGAGGCCCAGGCCCGGCAGCCUGGGCGGAAAAUUUAACGCAGCGAGCGCGGACCCGUCGCAACAGCGCAAGACAGAGGGCCACAGGGGCCAAUCUCUCCGGCACUCUGCCCGGCAGAAAUCUAAGACGAGGGGCGCAAAGGUUCGCGAUGUCGCGGCGUCUACCGAGGCCGGACGCCGUAGGCCUUGGGGCCAAGUCGCCGGCGCUCCUUGUGUUGACUUGGGCGAAGCACUCAAUGCCCAGCCGCGUACUGCUGACGGGGCUCACUUCAGAGCCUGCCCUUGCUUCAAACGCAUGAAGACCGACGACGGGGCUCUGAGUGGCAGAAUUGUGGAUAACUGGAAGGACUUUGCUGAAGUAUACGCUUGCAGCGGCUUUGGUUGGCGGCUCACUUGGAAGAAGGUGGGGGCGUGGUCGGUAGGGCUUCUCGCUUCUUGAGUGCUGGCGAAAUUUUGGCGAUGGAUGGCUGGGCUUAUUUCCAAACUUCAACAUGCUUCCAAUCUCUCGGGGUGGGGCUUCCUUGGUUGUCGGGCUGCUAGCUUAGGGCCCCGAGAGAUCACGCGAACCACCUCGCGGGGCUGUGGGUGGUGCCCCCUUCACUUGGGUCGGCCGCUCUCUGUGUCUUGGCUUGCCAUGACAUGCGUGGAGCUGGAGGGGCUUCAAAAGGUAGCUGGGCAGCGUGCUGGCGAUGGUGUGUGCAUUUGCAGACUCUGAAGCGAGGGCGCCUGGCGCCUUACAUGUGGGGCAGGAGCGGGGUCGACGGCUGACUGUCGUGCACGUGCUGGGACUGGCACGCACUCCGCGAGCCUUGGGUAGCGCUGCGCAAAUGCGUGGCUUGUUGGCAUCGAUCUGGAUGAAAGAAACGCAGGGGGACGGAACUGCGGGGGGGCUUUUCUUUUGCGUUGCAAUCGGGUGUGCCUCGGCAUACUUUUCAAAGGGGCACCAGCAUGCAGCGGCUGCGCCAGGGUGGCAUGACAAUGAACGAAGCGGAGGGCCCGCCCUUAUUUCAAUGGCUUAAAUUCAUUGAAGAAGUGAGAAAGCCAAUGGUUGAAUAUAAGUAGAUGGAUACAGGGCUUGCAUCUGAAAGGCGUGAGACCUGAGUGCCAUUUUUAUAGUUGAUAUGAGCAAACACGCACCCCUUGCUUUCAUUAUUGCGGAGCUUGGAGACAAGAAUCCUGUCCCCGGUGACGCGUCGUUUCCCGAAGAACUCGUGCUAUUUCCUUUGUCAGAUCCUACGCGUCUGGUAGGCUAUCGUCGAGGCGGCAUGCCGGACAGCAUCUUCUGGUUUCUCCUUUGCGCUUUCUGCUUGUAUGAACAUGGAUUAGUACCAGUUGCCGCCGGUCUUCAUUCUAGAUUCCAUAUCGUGGUAAUGUUUGACCUGACGAACAGUUUUUUCCUGUUACAAAUUGAUGAACGAAGCAAGGAGUGAAAUGAAAAUAUGCGGUAAGUUUUACCUUCUUCAUAUCUCUAACAUUUUCUGGUCGUAUAUGUCGGCUACACGCAUGGCGGUAAAAUGACGACCGCUGCUGGUGGCGCUGCGGGACGCGUGUUCACACCACGAGGCUCGGCGGCAGUUGAGGGGACAGCGACAGCUUGAAGAACUCUAAGAAUAUUAGUAAGAAGGUUAGUUCUUAGUUGCUGACGUUUGCACAGAAUUGCUAUCGCAAUUGCUUUUAUUUCUUUUUUCCACUGAAGGGAAGCAAAAUCUAUUAGCCACCUGACUUUACAAAGUGUAGAACAGGACCAUGACCGACUACAAGGGUAUUCUCGUCCUCCUGAAUCACAUUGAUUUGAACAGAUGGCGCACACACAAGCAGCCUGGACAGAAGUGAUAGGAGAGUACAGAUUCAGUCUAGAGUGUGUAUUCAGGUGAACAAGUUGAACAAUUAGAAUUGAAACUCCGGUGACUAUGAAAAGAGUUUUUGAAGAACUGACCCAUGAGCGUC